Messenger RNA from Erigeron canadensis, 1020 nucleotides. RefSeq lists its product as uncharacterized. The transcript is spliced from 3 exons. The record is from RefSeq and is a predicted model, not a curated record. Bases 1 to 1020 code for a protein of 339 amino acids. NCBI's taxonomy places the organism in Eukaryota, Viridiplantae, Streptophyta, Magnoliopsida, Asterales, Asteraceae.
AUGGAUCCUCCAUCACCCUCUUCAUCCGAUGAUUCAAUCGAUCUCGACGACGCUAUUCUUAGUACAGUUGCUUUGACGGUUACUACUAUGAUUCAAGCCGCGGAAGACGAGGAAGAUCAACUUUCGCCUAGAAGAAGAACGGUUCUGGCAUACGCGCGAUUGGUCCGCCUUUACUUUGCCGAGCGACCCGUAUUUGGCGCGAGAGAUUUUAGACGGCGCUAUCGUAUGAGCAAGCGGCUAUUUUUGAGAAUUACAGAUGAUUUGGAAGAAAGGUAUCCAUAUUUUCAACAAAGAAUGGAUGCUCGUGGGAAGCUGGGUUUCAUGCCGAUACACAAGACUACCUCUGCGCUUCGUCAAUUAGCAUAUGGGUGUAGCGUCGACUUGUUUGACGAGCAUUUGGAGAUGUCGGCUAGGACUUCCAGGGAGUCGCUAAUUUAUUUUUGUAAAGCAUGGCGCGGUUCGCAUACCAGAGGGGAUGUUGGUAGACCAUCAUUGAUGCUUCAGGCGGUUGCGUCUACUGACUUGUGGAUUUGGAAUGCAUAUUUUGGUCAGCAGGGGUCCAACAAUGACAUCAACGUGUUUGAGGCGUCCCCAGUCUUGGAAGAAAUUAUAUCUGGCUUGACACCUACAGCGGGUUUUUAUGCAAACAACAACUACUACAAAGCCGGAUACUACUUGACAUAUGGCAUCUACUCUGAGUAUUCCACCUUUGUGAAGACCUUUACUGACCCGAUUGACGAAAAGAGAAAAUACUUUAAGAAAAAACAAGAAUCGGCGCGAAAGGAUAUAGAGAGAGCAUUCGGGGUUCUUAAAAAGCGUUGGAAAGUUGUUAGUUUUUCCUCACGGUUUUGGGACAAGCAGAGGAUGCAUGACGUGAUAUACGCGUGUAUCGCUCUACACAACAUGAUAUUGGAGGAUGAAGAUAAAGCUUUUUGUCAAGACUUCAACGAUGAAGACCCGACACUAGACCCGACGUAUUGGGAACAACAAACUUCAAUGGAGCAACGAAUCGCGAAUUAA